AUGGCCACGCCAUCCAAUCCCUACGCCCCGCGCCGCUCGGGUGCGUCGCCAUCUUCGUCUGCGGCGGCAGAGCAGAUCAUCGGCAAGUUCAAGCGGAUGGACCACAUCGGCAAGGGCAGCUUCGCGGAGGUGUACCGGGGCAUCCACAUUGUACCUAACACCCAGCAGGAGAAGCGACAGUCGGUGGCUAUCAAGUCGGUCAACAUGAACAAGCUCAACAAGAAGCUCAAGGACAACCUCGUUUCCGAGAUCUCCAUCCUUCGCAGCCUGCACCACCCGCACAUUGUGUCGCUCAUCGACUGCCACGAGACGCCAUCCCGCAUGCACAUCAUCAUGGAGUUCUGCGAGCUCGGAGACCUCUCUGCCUUCAUCAAGAAGCGCGCGGACCUCGUCAACCACCCCCAGACGCAGCGCAUGAUUGAGAAGUACCCCAACCCGGCUGUAGGAGGCCUCAACGAAGUCAUCGUGCGGCAUUUCGCGAAACAGAUGGCUAGUGCCCUCGAGUUCCUGAGGUCCAAGAACUACAUCCACCGUGAUCUGAAGCCGCAGAAUCUCUUGCUGAAUCCGUCGUCCGUGUACUACUCGCAGAGCGGAACACUGGAGCGCAUGCCUCUAGCCGCUGAUGCGAGCUCGUUGCUCCCGGCAACAGGAAUAGAAUCACUGCCCAUGCUCAAGAUUGCUGAUUUCGGCUUCGCCAGGAUCCUACCAACCACCUCUCUGGCCGAGACGCUGUGUGGUUCUCCGCUGUACAUGGCCCCGGAAAUCCUGCGGUACGAGAAGUACGACGCCAAGGCGGAUCUGUGGUCGGUAGGAACGGUUUUGUUCGAGAUGAUGUGUGCGAGGCCACCCUUUAGGGCAAACAAUCAUGUCGAGCUGCUGAGGAAGAUUGAAGAGCGCAAGGACCACAUUAGGUUUCCGGAGGGUAUCGUCUGUAGUAGGGCCAUGAAGAACUUGAUUCGCGCACUGUUGAAGCGCAAACCCACGGAGCGCAUGUCGUAUGACAGCUUCUUCUCGGAUCCAGUGAUUCGUGAGGAGAUUCCGGACAUGGUCGAUGAAGAUCUCCCGCAGGCUAUGCAAGCUUCGGAGCCUGAGCCGCCAGUGGAGCCGCCUAAGAGAGUCCAGAAAAUGCCGGUAGAAAUGGAUCGUCGUCCUUCAGAUAGCCCGUACUCGCGCUCACCCAGAGAUCGAACUGGUAUGGGAAGUACCCCACCCUCGAGGCCCAUGUCUCGGCCUUCAAGCGCGCAAGCUGCGGGCACUCCACCUCGAACUUUGUCGAUGCGGCGAGGCAGUAAUGCUCCGAUUGAGCCAAUCGAGGAGCAUGCCCCUCUUCGUGAGCAGCGCCGCCCCGUACUUACCAAUGCUGCCACUGCCCCUGCUCGUCAAAUGCCGUUGUCAGAGCAAGCCAUGGCGGGACACAGGCGUCGAUACUCACGAGACGACCAAGCGCCGGUGCCUUCAAGCCUGAAAGAUACGGAACGUGAGCGGCGGACUGAAGCAGGCGGUAUGCGUGAAGCCGCUGAACGAGCUGCACAAGAUGCUGCUCUGGAUGAUGGAUUCGUGUUUGUGGAGAAGCGGAGGGUGGAGAUAGAUGCCUUGGCGGAUGAGAUUGCUGUGGGAAGUCCGCAAACGCAACGUGACCGCGUAUCUCAGCGCGAUACCAUGAAACGGCGCUCGACUACACAAGGAGCUCCAACUUCAACCACCGGAGCCACAGCGCCUUCAAAAGCAAUUCAGAUUCAGCGUCAGCCAUCUUUGACCCAUCAGCGAGCUGGAUCUUACGAGCGUCGACGACCAUAUCGUCCUAGUUUUGAAAGCGCUACUUCGGCACUGACAAAGGCUAUGAACAUGGUCAGCAUCCGUGGCCUUGGACUCUCGCCGCCAGUCAUGAAAGGAGUUUCUCCACCUCAGGGAUACUCGGCAUUUCCAACUUAUCCUGCUGCUCAGAGCAGCCUGCUACUUGUUGGCGACAACGACCAGGUCACGACGAAAGAUGAGGCCGCAACGACCGUCAAGAAGAUCGAGGAGCUGGCUCAGUUGAGUUAUGUCAUCUACGGAUUUGCUGAGGUCAAGUACAAGCAGCUGGUUCCUGUUGCGCCGAGCGACGAGGGUUUGGGCAUCGGUCCAGGCGGAGUGCGUCGAAAGCCGAGCACAGACGUCAUCGAGGACGACGACGACGACGAUCUCACGCCUGAUACGAUAGUCACCAUUGCAGAAGAGGCUCUCGUGCUCUAUGUCAAGACACUUGCCCUGCUCAACAAGUCUAUGGAUGUUGCUGGCAGCUACUGGAACAAGCAUCGACGCGGCAGCUUGUCGCCCGAAGCAGCCAGCCGUGCAGCAGUUAUUGCUGAGCGCCUGAACCGUGUUGUAUCAUGGGUUCGCGAUCGCUUCAAUGAGUGCUGCGUCAAGUCCGAGAUCAUCGCUCGCAAGUUGAAGCAGGCUCAACAGCACCUGCCGACAGACCAUCCUAGCCACCCCCAGAAUCUCUCUGCUGCUUCAGGCUCCGCCACUACCGUAGGCUCAGCCGAGAACAUUCUUCUCACGACCGGCAUCACAGCAGAAAAGCUCAUGUACGACCGCGCCAUCGAGAUGAGCAGAUCUGCCGCCGUCGACGAACUCACCGGCCACAACCUCCCCAGUUGCGACAUCAACUACUCCACUGCCGCCGCCAUGCUCGAAGCCAUUCUUGAAGACGAAGAAGAAAGCGGCAGCCGCAAGCUUGACACUGAGGAGAUCAACGGCCUGGAGACGGAGGAUAGGCAGUCGAUCCAGAGACUCCUCGAAGAAAUCCAGCGCCGCCACAAGACCCUCAAGAAAAAAAUCGAAAUCCAAAAGGCGCAGAAACGCAACUCCAUCACGAGCGCGCCUGCUGGCCUUCCAUCGAGUCGCGGCUCUCCUUCAUCCCAAGGCACGGCGAGAUAA
Molecule: messenger RNA, 2919 nt
Organism: Parastagonospora nodorum SN15
Lineage: Eukaryota; Fungi; Ascomycota; Dothideomycetes; Pleosporales; Phaeosphaeriaceae
Exons: 3
Coding region: 1-2919 (972 amino acids)
Biological process (GO): peptidyl-serine phosphorylation; protein autophosphorylation; autophagosome organization
Cellular component (GO): autophagosome; cytoplasm
Molecular function (GO): ATP binding; protein serine/threonine kinase activity
Source: RefSeq, a predicted model, not a curated record